Messenger RNA from Alternaria arbusti, 2493 nucleotides. RefSeq lists its product as uncharacterized. The transcript is spliced from 2 exons. The record is from RefSeq and is a predicted model, not a curated record. NCBI's taxonomy places the organism in Eukaryota, Fungi, Ascomycota, Dothideomycetes, Pleosporales, Pleosporaceae. The coding region runs from base 1 to 2493 and encodes 830 amino acids.
AUGCUUCCAGAUAACAUCGCCAACAGCUACCGAGAGUAUAAAGCUGAUACCGAGAUCUUUGUUACGUGGCUUGUUGAAACGGCUAGUCGUUGUGGCUUCGUCCCUUCUACCACUGCGCCAGCGCAAGCUACUGCUGCAGCUACUGGUGGUCGACUCAAGGGAAAGCGCGCGCGGCUGAACCCCAAGUCAGCGGAGAAACCCCCCAAAAGGUUUGCGGUGCCACUCUACGCCAGCAGAGCCGCAGCUCGAGCAAUCCGCCAUCGCACCAAGUCGACGCUAUGGCACGAAACCCAGACUCAAAACGUAGAUGAAGACCUACAGCACGCAUUCGCUGCUAGCAACGAGGCACAUGCUACCUUCACAGGGACUUUAGAGUACGCACUUGAUCUACUGAAGCCUUUCAUCACUACUGGUAAAGCGAUACUCAAGCCCGAUGAGCAUAUAACGCCACCAUCCGUGAAUGGUUUGAACACCAGGUUCAGCUCGCUUGAAAUUGAGGAUCUGGCAGACCAGGAGCCGGAAAGUGGUGGACAGGCAGCCGCCACUGCCAAACCGGCACCAACUUCGAAGACGACAUACACUGUCGACAACCAAAAGGACGACUGUUUGAUUGCCAUGAGCAUGCUGAUGCGCGAUUAUAAUCAGAUCAAGGUCGUCAUCCAAACAACCUGGGCUCGUUAUUACCGGAAGGACACCGACCUUGUUUCGACUGCGGCAACGACUCAAGCGGCUAUGCAGAUGAUAAAGAGCUUAGUGCAUGAGUUUUCGCUUUCCUUCCCCGAGAUAAGAAACGUUGAGAGCUUUUGGCAUACGUUCUUCGCUGAUUCUGAGAUCUGCAAGACUAUGAGGAGAGAUACGGACGAGAUCCGAGCGAUGCAACACACACUUAGAGGGAAUGAAAGGCGCUGUGAAGUCAAGAUCCCGGAUGUCUUGCUGACCUAUGGAUGUCUGCAAUCUUACAUUCACAUCUGGGAUGUAUUGCAACACAUCGAGCCCUAUGUCGAUUCAGGGGAUGUUGCCUAUCUUACCUCCCCUGACCGUAAAUUACAACAGCUCUCAAACGCCCUCGAUGAUAUCGUAUGGAUGAUAAGACGGGUGGAUAAACAACUGCCUACUAUGGAUAACUUUACACUGGCAUGGUAUACAUACCUAAAUCGACGCAUCUGCGAGGACCUUAAGCCUACGGACCAGACCCGCUAUGGAGGAAGCAUUUCCCUAGAGAUGUGGCUGUAUACCGAUCUCUACCUAGUCGCACAGGAUGUUGUCUCAAGUCAGAACCCUGGCCUAGUGCUGGAAGAUUAUCAGAACAUAUGGACGUACGUUGACAGGGGCGGGUUUUUACAGGACGUGUUGACGACAUCACUGCUUUUGGAGAGUCCAUGGGGACGUGCAAACCUAAACUCCUUCUUUCGCGACCCUUCCGAUGCGAUGGAACGGCUGAUCUGGUUGAGUUCAGACCCAAUCUGGAACUCUCGCUUAGCGAGUGUCCGGCAAACCCAUGGUCACGACGAGACCUGGUCGCCGGAAACAUAUGAAAACCGCAACCACUCCGAUUGGGUCACCAUGAAUCCGUUCCUUGCUGGAACGAUCUCGUUUGUGGUCAUGCAUGCUGCUAAUAACCUACUCCUUCUUAUGCAGAACGGCAAUGGACUUGUACUGGGAUAUGCGCACCUUUACAACUUCCUUCAUAACGUCCAUAGCGCAAAUGAGGCAGAUUCGUCGGAGAAGUUAGUUACGAAAGAGUGGAAAGAUAUCGACAAUGCAAUUGCACUGCUUGGAGAGUCCAUUAUCUUCAUGGGCAGUAGACCGACAGCACUCGACCAGUGUACCAAUCGCCUGGUUCGCGCGCAUGGAAUAAAGGUGAGUGAUAUUGCGCGUACCAAUAGCCGUGGCAAGAAGAAGCAAAUUGUUAGUGUGGGUGGUAAAAUGAGCGUCCACAGCACUCCACUCAUCAACCUCCUCAUUUCGGAUGGCGGACCUAGCAACACAACAUUCCUCAAUAUUACAAAUCGAGCCAUCUCGGAGCUGCUCAUGAAGGAGACCGAGACCUACAAUAGCGACAUACUUCCUCAGAAGCUUUUCAGUAGGCCUGAGGUAGCUGGGCCUCUUUUCAUGCUCCGUGUGCUUCUCCAGCGCGAGUUGCCAGCGCUUCUUUUCUCGCUUGAACAACUACAUCUCAGUUGUAAAGAGCUUAACGGUUGGAUAUUUGAGGCCUUGAGAUCCGCAAUGACGCAGCAACACAUCCGGCCCAAAAUAAUGCUAGACUGGAAAGAGGACGGAGCCAUACCAGCGAACCUCCUGUGGCACGAAAGAACACAUCACAAAAAGAAUCAGAGUUCUGGAUUGAUCAACCAAGACGUGACUGGAGUGCACAGUCUUCCUAUUCACGAAGCAGCGGAGAUAAUGACGAGGUUUCUAGACGAGCAAGAUGGUCGCACAGGACAUAGCCUUGCUGAGCAUUCCACCUUGGCUUUCAACCAUCACGUAGAGUAA